Clunio marinus is the source of this 4103-nucleotide messenger RNA. The record is from the annotation of a GenBank genome assembly. NCBI's taxonomy places the organism in Eukaryota, Metazoa, Arthropoda, Insecta, Diptera, Chironomidae.
ACACCGCCUGAACGUGAAAAUAAUAAACAAAAUGUUUUUAACAUAAAUAUUAGGAAAAGUGAUUGAAAUAAAAAUUGAUAAUAAGAAAUGGAAGUUGACGAAGAAGCAACACAGUCUAUACCAAAAGACAUCAAACACAUUGCUUCUGAAACUGUUCUGAAAAUCUGUUCAUCUCAAGUCAUUUUAAAUCUUGCUAUAGCUGUAAAAGAAGUUCUAGAAAAUGCAAUCGAUGCAGGAGCAAAAGUUGUUGAAAUUAAAAUAAAGAAUUAUGGAGCUGAUGGUUUCGAUGUUAUUGACAAUGGAUCUGGAAUCACUGAAGAGAAUUUUAUUGGAAUUACAGCAAAGCACAGUACUUCAAAGAUAAAAGAAUUUAGUGAUUUAGGUUCAAUAACAACAUUUGGCUUUAGAGGAGAAGCUCUUAGUUCUUUAUGUGCUUGUUCGAAUGUGACAAUCACCACACGUCACAAAUCAAGCGAACAUGCAUCAAAACUAACAUUUAACCAUAAUGGAGAAAUUUUAAAUAAAUUAAUUUGUGCACGUAACGUUGGAACAACAGUGAGUGUCACUGAUUUCUUCAUUACACUUCCAGUAAGACGAAGAGAAUUUCUCAAAAAUUAUAAAAAGGAUUUUAAUAAGAUGGUGCAGUUAAUUCAGGAAUAUUGCUUAGUUCUCAAAGGAGUCAAAGUUAUUUGCACGAAUCAACCGCCAAGUGGCGCACGUCAAACAGUUUUAUCAACAAACGGGGUCUCGGUGAUGGAAAAUAUAAUUUCAAUUUUCGGUGCAAAACAAGCAAAAAGUUUGAUUAAAAUCACGAGUCCGACGGAAGAUGGAACUGAUGAAGGAACUUACACACAACAAUCUGUUGCUGAUCUCGAUACUUUCAAUAGUGUCUUAGAUAUUAACCAACCUGAGCUUGAUUAUCUGAAUAUGUCGAGAUUUAAGAUUGAAGGAUUUGUUUCCAAUAUUGAGCAUAAUUGUGCAAGAUCAUCAAAAGAUCGACAAUAUUUCUACAUUAACUCACGACCAGUCGAACUUAGAAGCAUCAGCAAAAUCAUCAACGACGUUUACCAUCGUUACAAUGUCAAACAAUUUCCUUUUAUCUAUGUUAACUUAAAAAUGGACCAAUCGAAUGUUGAUGUAAAUCUUUCUAAGGAUAAACGUCAAGUUGCUGUUUGUCAUGACAAAAUCUUACAAUUGGCUGUUAAAAGAAGUCUAUUGAACACUUAUGGUGAACUUCCCUCAAAAUUUAGAAUCAUAAGUGUUAAUAAUUCAGUGAAAAACAUUCCAACAAAUGAGAAAGACUCCGAUGAAGAACAUGAAGAAGAUAAAAUUAUGGUCCUAGAGCCGGGAAAUAAAUUCGGAAAAACUUUAAAACAAUGGAAAAUAAAUCCAAAAGAUCCAACACCACCAAAUGAUGCAACAACUCAGAAUCAUAAAAGAAGAAUAAGCAAUGAAAUUAAAAGUCCAAAAAAAGCAAAAAUUAAUUUUUUCUUUCAUAAAACUAAUGACGAAGACUUGAAGAAAAAUUCAGAAGACGAAAAAAGUGAAGUUUCUUACAGAAUCGAUUGUUCAACUACACGAGUAGAAAAUUCUUUAAAGUUUGAGAAAAUUCCUUUUGCGAUGAUUAGCACUGAAGAAAAUUUAAGUGAAGAAACAACUCAAAGUAUUGAAAAUAAUUUUUCAAAAAUGAAUGAAACCCCAGAAAAUAUUAAUUUAAGUCAAACAGUUCCGACAGAAUGUUUACUGCAAUCUGAAAGACUUCCUAUAAGUCAAGAAACAACUCAAGAUCUUGAAAAAAGUUUUCUAAAAAUGGAAGAAACAUCAGAAAAUAUUAACAUAAGUGAAACAAUCAUGAGCACUUUAAAUGAUUCCAACACUGAUGACGAUCAUAAAAUGGAAGAAGCUUCUGAAGUCAUUGAAGUCGAUAGUUACAAUCUGAACGUCACUCAAUCGUCAACAAAAAUUGACGUCAGUUUAGAUGAACUCAGAACGAUGGCUUUUGCUGAAGAAAAUGCUUUUGAAAAAUGGAAAGAAGAAAAAGCAUCGAAAAAGAUUAAACUUCGUUUUAAAGAGAAAAUUAAUCCAUCUUCAAAUAAAAAAGCUGAAAUGGAACUUGAAACUGAAAUUAAGAAAGAAAUGUUCGGUGAAAUGGAAGUUCUAGGACAAUUUAAUCUUGGGUUCAUCAUUGCUAAACUCAACAGUGAUUUGUUUAUUGUUGAUCAACAUGCAUCUGAUGAAAAGUACAAUUUUGAAGAUUUGCAAAAGACGACGAAACUUCAGUCGCAACCUUUAGUGAUUCCUGAGCGAUUAGAGUUGACAGCAAUACAAGAAAUGACACUCAUCGAGAAUCUUCAUAUCUUCGCAAUGAACGGAUUUAAGUUUCUCAUCGACGAAAACGAAACUGCAGGACAAAAAAUUAAAAUUCACUCAAAACCUUUUAGUAAAAAUUGGGAGUUUGGGAAAGAAGAUAUUGAAGAAAUGAUUUUUAUGCUUGACAACGCACCUAACACUAUUUGUCGACCAUCAAGAGUCAGAACGAUGCUUGCAUCGCGUGCAUGUCGGAAGUCAGUGAUGAUUGGUGAUGCGCUGAAGGAACAACAAAUGAAACAAAUUGUAGAACAUAUGGGAGAACUUGAUCAUCCUUGGAAUUGUCCACAUGGUCGACCAACACUCCGCUAUUUGCAUAAUCUUGACUUAAGUGAUGAACAACUGUAAUUCCAAAUAUUUUUAAAGUUCACACAAAUUUUAUUUCAAAUAAAAUAAAAGUUAAUUAUAAAAUUUAAACGCUUAUAGUUUUGAAAACAUUAAAACCACUGUGAGCUGUUGAAAGAAUAACGCCAGGUAGUUGUGGAUGCCAGUGAAGUUCUUUAAUCUCUUUUUGUCCUUGAUGAAUGAAGAGAAGUUGAGGUGGAAGAUCACGAAGUUGAGGAUCGUUUUGACUCGUGUCAUUGUCGUCUCGUUCAACUGACAAAUCCCAUAAAGCAAUUUGAUCAUCGUCACCACCUGAAGCAAGGACAGUUGAUUCAUUUGGAUUCCACUCAACUGUUGUAAUGUGAUUUGUGUGAUGUUUGAAUGUAGCGAUUGGUGUAUUGUUUUGGAAAUGCCUUAAAUCCCAUACUUUAAGAACUCCGUCGUCACCACCACUUGCAAUAAACGGUUCAGUUUUAUUCCAGCUGAUAACAUUAACAUCACUUUCAUGAGAAUUCUCAGCUGUCAACAUACAAGCUUUUUGAGGAGCAGCACGAGUAUCCCAAAUACGAAUUGAUUUAUCAACUGAGCAUGUUGCAAGGACGUUACGUUCGUUAGGACUCCAUUGGAUGUCUUCAACUGACGAAGUGUGGCCGAUGAGUGGAGUUUGAUUUACAGUCCAUGAACCAUCAUCGGUUGGCUUCCAAAUGUGAAUAUCUUUUUGACAAUCACCUGUAGCAAGUACACCAGGUUCUGUUGAGCUCCAAUCAAUUCCAUAUCCUUCGGAUCGGUGACCACGAAACACAAAAACUGGUUUCACAAGUAAACUCUGAUUUGUGUCUUCGUAAUUCUUUAACAGAUCUGAAUCAUCAACAGCUUUCAACUGAUCUGUAAUGUUGAAGAUGAAAACUUUUCCAGUUUCGCUCCAACUUGCGCUGAAUGUCUGAUUAUUAACUUCACUGGAUCUAAUGCGGUUAACACAUCCGACAUGGUUUAAGAGGGCGCAAGACAUUUUUGGUUUUUUCUCUUCAAUUUCUUCUCCUUCAGUUUCAUCAUCAGACAUGUCACUUUCAAGAUCAGAAUCACCAUCUUCUUUCUCUUUGCUGGUGCGAUGCAAAUUACUCAUUUUCAUAACAAUGACAUUGUUAAUAUGAGAAGCAGCAGCUUGAGUUCCAGCAACGAUAUAAGAAGUCAUUGGAAAUUUCUCUCUUACGCCCAUUUUAUCUUUAACAAUAUCAAAACUUAAACAUGGUGCACCUGUCGAUGCAGAGUGAAGCAUAAUGUAAGCACUUUCAUCACAAACAAGUUCUUCGUCCUCAGCCAAUGGUUUUUUAUUCGGCAAAUAAACUUCAUCGUCAUUUCCAGACUCAUUUCCAUCAUCUGAUUCUAUUUCAUCAUUGUCACCAAUCAUUUCA